Messenger RNA from Plasmodium vinckei vinckei, 2679 nucleotides. Its product is annotated as AP-4 complex subunit beta, putative. The record is from RefSeq and is a predicted model, not a curated record. Gene Ontology annotation, biological process: intracellular protein transport; vesicle-mediated transport. Lineage: Eukaryota; Apicomplexa; Aconoidasida; Haemosporida; Plasmodiidae. The transcript is spliced from 4 exons. Gene Ontology annotation, cellular component: clathrin adaptor complex; membrane coat. Gene Ontology annotation, molecular function: clathrin binding. Bases 1 to 2679 code for a protein of 892 amino acids.
AUGUCUCCUGGCCAAAGCGAGAUUAACAAUCUAAAAGAAGUUUUAAGAAAAUUGCCUCAAGAAAAAGAUGACGAAAAAAAGAGAGAGGUUUUAAAAAAGGUCAUAGCAUAUAUGACAUUAGGUAUCGAUGUAUCCAAAUUAUUUCCUGAAAUUAUUAUGAUGUCUAGUACAAAUGAUAUAAUACAAAAAAAAAUGAUAUAUUUAUAUUUGAACAACUAUGCAGAAACAAACUCCGAAUUAUCAUUGCUCACAAUCAACACAUUGCAGAAGGAUAGCAAAGAUGAAGAUCCAAUAAUAAGAGGGUUAGCAUUACGAAGUUUUUGCAAUUUAAGAAUUAAUAAUUUAUUCGAAUACAUCGAAGGGCCAUUAUUUAACGGGUUAAACGAUAAAAAUUCUUAUGUCCGAAGAAUAGCAAUUAUAAGCUGUAUAAAAUUAAUUAAAAUGAAUCCACAAAUAAAUAUAAAAAAUGAUGUUAUAAAAAUAUUAAAGAAUAAAUUGCUUGAUAAAGAUUCUCAGUGCAUAAUUAAUUCAGUCCACGCAUUAAAUGAAAUAUUAGCAGAUGAAGGUGGAUUAAAAGUAAAUAAAGAAAUUAUAUUUAAUAUGUUAAAUAAAAUAUCAACCUUUAAUGAGUGGGGAAAAUGCGUAAUAUUAAAUAUUGUUAGCACAUAUAUACCAGAAGAUGAAGAUGAAAUGUUUGAUAUUAUGAACAUAUUAGAAAAUCAUAUAAGAGAUUAUUCAACCACCGUAUUUUUAGCGUGCUUAAAAUGUUUUCUUAAUUUAUCAGCUAAUGAUACUGAUUUGCAAAUUAAAAUUUUUAAUAGAAUGAAAGAGCCCUUACUUACAUUAAUUACAACAUCCUCAUAUGAAAUAUCAUAUAUUAUUUUAUUACAUUCGUAUAUAUUAUUGCAUGAGUCUAAUAAAUUAAAAUACGACAUUUUUGAUUAUGACUAUAAGCAUUUUUUUUUUCGAUACAACGACCCCACCUAUAUAAAGGACAUCAAGUUAGAUAUCCUUGUUGCAAUUUCCUCUAAGAAUAAUGUUUCUUUCAUAACAAACGAAUUGAGCGAGUAUAUAUCCGAUUCCAAUGUUGACAUAGCACAAAAAUCUAUUUAUUCAAUCGGGUGCAUUGCUUUGAAAAUACCUAAAUCGAUUUCGAGAGUUGUGGAUCUCGCAUUAUGCUCCUUUUUACCAAUGAAAUCACCACAUAUAUGUGGAGCUACUAUAAAAAUGCUGGGAAAUAUAUUAAGAAAAUAUGAUGAAUAUACAAAGGUAAUAAUAGAAGAAGUAAUAAAGCAUGACAACAAAUUAAUUGAUGAUGUAGGAAUAAUUUCUUAUAUAUGGAUAAUAGGAGAAUAUUGUGAAUAUAUAGAAAAUGCACCAUACAUUUUAGAAGAAUAUGUAAAUCUAACUGAUUGCUCAUAUAUAUUUAUGUUAGAAUUGCUAACGGCUUGCCUAAAAGUUUUAUAUAGAAGACCAUCUGAAAUGAAAAUUAUUUUAGUAUCUUUAUUUCAAAAUAUAUUAAAUAACUAUAAAUACCCCGAACUUACUGAUAAACUUUUUUUCUAUUAUAAGCUUUUAUAUUAUAAUUAUGAAGAAGCAUUUAAUAUUAUUGCAGCUAAAAAAAAUUUGGUAACUAACUUUUGUGAAUCUAAUGAAAAUACAUUAUUAGAUAAAUUAUAUAAUGAGUUUAAUACCUUAUCAAUACUAUAUAAAUAUCCUACAAACAAGCAUAUUCAAUAUUCAAAAAUAUGUUUUAGUGCUGUAUAUGACCCUGAAGAAAAUACUCAUGGCACCAAUACAUAUAAUGAUAGUGAUAGCGACGCUGGUGAAGCUUGUGAUGCAAAUAAGGAACAUAUCCAUAACAAGUUAUACAAUAAUAGGGAAAUUAAUAAUUAUAACGAGCAAUAUGAUAACGUUGAUCAACCCCAAAUUUCUCAUAGCGUCAGCGAUGAUGCUGCAUCCCAUUUUGAUAAUAACCAGAACACCAACCUGAUUAAUAUAAAUGAUGAUGUGGGCACAGUUGGAAACGAAAUCAGCGCUGAUGAAAAUGGUGAUAGCCAUCGAAAUAAUAUUCACAAUUAUAAAGGGCGUGGAGAAAGUAUGUAUCCUUUAGAUAAUUCGUCUAAUGCUAUUAAAAAAAAUAAUCAUAGCCCCAAUACAAAAAAUGCCAAUAAAAAUACAUUUAAUUCUCAAUAUAAGAACCGUAACACCGAUAAAAUGCGUACACCCACCAACAAUGAUACCAUUUCCGAAGAAAAAAGAACAUCCCUUGAACUGCUAGAUAUGAUUGAUUCAGAUAAUUUUGAAAAAUUAAAAGAAAUUUUAAUACAUGCAGAAAAUAUAACACCAGAACAAUACCAAGAACAAUGGAAUUUAUUACCAGAACAAAAUAAUGAAAAAUUAUUUUUAAGAAAAAAUUAUUACAAUUUACAAUUAGAAUCGUUAGAUGAAUUAAUAUCGAGAUAUAACAUAAUUAUUUUGGCAUCUGGAGAAAUUGACCAAUGCCUUAAGUUUUAUAUGUAUUCACAAUUUUACACAAAACAUUAUGUAUUCAUUGAAUUUAUUUUUAACAAGAUAGAAUAUUCCAUUAACUGGGUAUUAAAGUCGCAGUCUGAUAACGCCGAUAUGGUAGAUCAGUUUACCGAUUGUUUCAGGGACAUAUUCAUAGAUUUUAUGUGA